AUGCGGCUUACACAAACAGCCGGCGGAGUGACACCCAAACAGCCGGAGUCCGUUGUCCAGCUGUCCUGUUUGGAGCUUCCACAGAUGCAGUUGUCAGUGGCCGCAGUUCCGCCAGCCAGUGAAUACAUCAUCAAGAUGGGACUGGAAUUGGAGGUGAACAUGGAGCUGGAGCUGGUUCUGUCGCCUCGCAGUUCGCUGAACACUUACCCAUUGUACCCUGUCAAAGGGUUGAGACCAUCGUCACUGCGCAAAUCAUCCUCCACCAGCAGCAGCAGCAGCAUCAACAACGCCUGCCCCCCGCCGCCGCCCACACCGCACCAAGUGAACCCGGCCAGCUGCAGCAGCAGCAGCAGCACUCCGCCCCACUCCCAGCAUCCGCAUCCGCAUCUGCAUCAUUACCACCAGCACCAGCACCAGCACAGGCGCAGCAGUAGCUCCAGUCACACCAGCCACCAGCCAGCGGAGAACUCGAGCGGUUUGGCCACGAAACCGGCCAUCAAUUUGCUUGGCAAUCAGCUGCAGGUUAACUACUUCGAAUUCCCGCCCACCGCAUCUGGCCAGGCGUUGUUGGUCCACAGCGGUCGCACCACAGCCUCCACACCGUCGCUGAAUUGCCACCACCAAUUCCAGCAAAACCAGGUCCAAACCCAGCACCAGCAACAGAACAGCUCCGCCGUUGGUGGCAACUACAGCUCGGCGGUUGCCAAAGCGGCUGCAUCCACAGCCUGUGCGCUCCUUGCCACGUGCCACGUGUCUAGAGAUUCCCCACGACACCACCACCAACACCACCAGCAGCAACAGCAGCAGCAACCAAAGCAACCCAGGAGUCCGGAGGAGCAACAGCAAACCGCAGGCAACAUGGGUCGACGCGAGAUAAAACGUUCCAAUACCAGUGGCUCCACCACCAGAUCCUACGACAGUGGAAGCGCAACCACAAACUUUGUGGGCAAGUUCACGCAGAGUGUGCGCCGGAUCGUCCAGGAUGUGAAGGACGAGGGAGCGCCCAGCGGCAUGACGCGGGACGAGGUGAUCGAGACCAAUGAGAGGCUGCGCUCCCUGCGCCUGCGACUCGAGGAGUCCUACGAGACGGCCAAGAAGGCGCUAAUUAACCUAAUGAACAAGUAUGGUGACUCCAAGAGCCAGCGCAACAUCUUCCAGCGCUAUCCCAUGCUCAAGCUGAUGAUAAAGGAAGUCAUUCGGCUGGAGACCCAGUACUGGACCCUGGUGGACAUACCGCGCCAGGAGAAGCAGGAGACUGUGCCCUCCUAUGUGAUGCGCGCCUGCUCGAUCAUGGAGAAGACCCAGAAGUCCGGCGAGGGGGUCAAGACCUCCGCCCGAUUGGCCGAGGAGGCGGCCGAGCGUCGGGAGCGCAUGGAGCGAUUAGAACAUAUGACAACGGCCCAAAUCGAGCACGAGAAUACGCAGCUGAUAAACGACUUGUACCGCUUGCUGAAAAAGUAUCUGGGCCUGCGGCACCUCAUCCGGGUGCUGAAGGAAGAGUACGGCAGCUCAAAGAUGUAUCCGAUAUUUCCACGCUACACAAUGCUCAAGGACAUGAUAAAGGGCAUCAUGCACGACCCGGACUACAUGGAGGUGUGUCACGAGACGCUGGCCAACGCCAACUGAGCCGAGGGCACCGGAAAUGGCAGGCGUCGCAUGAGUGUCAUUUGAGAGGGCCCAAAAACUAACAGCAAUACCAAUACCAAUACGAGCGGCAGCCUACGUGGGCGCAGGACCUAGGACGACCUUUCGCCAGUGUACAUGUGGCUGUGAGCUCAAUUCGCAUGCGAGUUUCUGUCAUUCCGGAGUGAUUUAGAAUUUUUCCGUAAAAAACUUCUCGGAGCCACUGCGGAGCGCGUGGCUUCGGCAACAAAACCUCUCUUUCCGGCCCCUCUAGCCAACACUCUUGAACACUCAAAGGCAAGCCAAGACAAACUAAUCAAGGAACUAACCCACUAACUAACUACGCCCAGACCCCACCACCACCCACCACCCACCACCAACUGAACAAGGAACUAUUUACACUACAUUAUCAAAUACAAACACUCGAAUACUCUUCGGCGCUAAAGUGCCCGCAAACAAACUAAAAGGCAUUUAUUUUAAUGAACUUUUGAGAUGAAUACAAAGUAAAACCUACAAGAUACAAAACUACAAACUACAAUACAAACUACAAAAUACAGAAUACACGAUAUUUAUUGAUAGUGGCUAACGAUGAACAAAUAUCAAAUGGAAAGUAAAUCAAACCUAACUUUGUGUAAUUUGUAUGAACUACAACCAAACUGAGCCUAAUAUUAUACAUAUUUAUAUAUACAUAUAUAUACAUAGAGGACAAGAAAAAUAUAACCGAAACAAAACAACUGCAGCUGAGCGGUGCUGAGAAUAUAAUGAUAAAUCUUUGGUUUGGCUUGACAUUGCCUCUGCUUUAUAUAUUUUAGAUCUAACACAUACAAGAACUGGUCGAUUAGCAAAAUGUUAUUAAACUAAUUACCGAUGUGUAUCAAACUAUAUUUGGUAAACCCCACACCUAGAUGUAUUACUUACCUAGUUAGACAAUAUGAGGGAAUUAUUCCCAAUCGAUGUAAACAAAUGCGAGGACUCUGAACACCUUUUAAGACAACACCAAUUCGCUGAGACGGAGACCAUAUCCUAGAACUACUUAGCCAACUGUUUUUUAUUGUUAAUUUUCUCUUUUAACCUUUAACUACUUGUUAGUUUUAGUGACAAGCGAUUGCUUUAUGUGUGUAUCGAAACGUUCAGCUUUAAGUCCUCUGCAAGCCACAAGCAAAUGCAAAUCUGGUGUCUAUUUCAAUAAGUUUAGACGCGACAUGUGUGUGAUUGUUGUGCGUAAACAUGUAUUUAUUCGUUGUUGUACAUACCGUGUAGCUUUAUAGCCCCCAAUCCGAACACUCACUCAGUCACACAAGAGACCAAAAGGAAAACCUAGACGAGCUUACAACUUUUUACGAGAGCUAGAAAAUCCACAAUUUCCAUUUAUGUUAUUCCAAUAUUCCUCGAUGGGGAAACUGUUUUGUGUACAAGCCCACCUCAAUGGGAGAGAUUUAAAAGAAUUUGUACACUAAAUCGUCAGGACAGGCACUGGCAGAGCGGAAGGUCCUUCUCCCCUUCUCCAACUAUACUAACACACCCACCGAUACACCGAAGAUAAUGCUGGCAGGACAUACAUACAUAUGCGAAUGCUAGUAAAUCAGAAACAGACUCGAAAAGCCGCAGCCUAUCAAUGCGAGUGCAAUUGAGUGCAUAAAUUAGUUGAGCGAUUGUUUGCCUGUCUAUUAUAUGCUUCACGGCGUCCGAUUGCUGGUUAAUUUCCCCC
Molecule: messenger RNA, 3331 nt
Organism: Drosophila serrata
Lineage: Eukaryota; Metazoa; Arthropoda; Insecta; Diptera; Drosophilidae
Source: RefSeq, a predicted model, not a curated record